This is a messenger RNA of Pocillopora verrucosa, 1365 nucleotides long. RefSeq lists its product as uncharacterized. Lineage: Eukaryota; Metazoa; Cnidaria; Anthozoa; Scleractinia; Pocilloporidae. The record is from RefSeq and is a predicted model, not a curated record.
ACAGCUGAACUCGGUGACAUUGAUACGUACUUGAAGAUAGAGAUCUUUUCAUUACAACAUGUCCCAUUGUCAGUUUUGGUUGGUUUUCUUGGCCGUGGUUUUGGUAGAUGGUUGGCCCCGACAUCACCACAAACCCAAACCAGCACCCGAUCAAAAACCGAAAAAUCAGGUUGUACAGUAUUACCAACAAGCCACAGCUGACCAGCCCCUGUUGGAUGCCCCUGGAGAUCCCCAGAACUUGAACGUGUAUAAUGUUCAGGUGCAAAAAUCACACAAAGACAACAAAGUGUCCGGACACAUGGGUCCACAUAGUGUGUCUGUCUCAAUGCAGGGGCCUGGUACGGUUUCCCUGGAUACCAGCCAGCUAAAUGUGCACCCUGAAGACCAGCAACCAGACCACACCAUCACCAUGAUAAAGGACAGCGGCGCAUGCCCGCAGUGUAGCUCGGUGAAUGUGAAAACAGGUCUCAAAGGGCCCAUACCACUUCCUCUCACAGGGGCCUCGACACCAGUAGAACAAUCGAAGGAAGAAAAACCAGGGCAUGACAGAGUGAGUCUUACACUAGACGAAGAAAAACAAACGCGCCCAAAGCAAAAACCAACCAAGGCAGAUUUACCCGAUGAAGCGAGUCUUACACUAGACGAAGAAAAUCAAAAACGCCCAAAGCAAAAACCAACUAAGGAAGAUUCACUCGAAGAAGGACAAGAGCCAGUAAAUCGCGUGCACGAGCCCGAGCAGUUGGGUCAUGAACCCGAGGAGGAGGACAAAUCUGUAACGAAACCUGGAGCCGAGACGCCGAUGACUCACGUGCUCCAUCACAUCGACAAGAUUGCCAAUAAGGUUAUUAAAAACCUUGAAAGUUCUCUACCUGUUGCGACCCAGAAACCAAAGCACGAGGAGCAAGUUGUAAACGGUCACAAAUUGAAAAUUGACAGUGGAGAAAAUCAUCAGAAAGUUGUCGGCAAAAUGGACCCCAAUAAUGUGAAUGUUGUAGCCCAAGGCCCUCAAACAGUAUCUGUGACGUCCAGUGGCACAGAUCUCAGCCAGGAUGUCGUAUUUGAUCCUAAUCCUUAUUGCCCCGACAAACCGUGUCCACCAGGACAAAGCGGCAGCGAAGGAAAAGGACACCAUUAAAAAAAAUGUGAUGGAGAAGGUCGCUACGAACAGAUGACAAACCAUGGUUGCUAAACCAGCGAGAAAGAGGAGAGACGAAUCACAGAAAGUUAAACACUAUGCAGUCGUACCUUUCAUUUUUUUUUUAGUUAAAAAAGGUAUAUUUAAUCUCUAAUGAUAUUUCUAAUGUUCAUUUACCAUUUCAAGGAGAAUGUUGUUGCAGAGAACAGAAAAGUUGUUAGCCGUUUAAA